AUGGAGGUCAAGUCAAUCCUGAAGAAAAUGGUGCGGCCUGAUAGAAAGGAUUGGAGUUUGAAGUUGGAAGAUGCUCUGUGGGCUUACCGCACCGCGUAUAAAACCCCGAUUGAAAUGUUCCCAUAUAGAUUGGUUUUUGGGAAGCCAUGCCACCUCCCAGUGAAAUUUGAACAUAAGGCAUUUUGGGUAGUUAAGCGGUGUAAUAUGGACCUUGUGGAUGCCGGAGGGUAUAGAAAACUCCAGUUACAAGAGCUAGAAGAACUACGGAAUGAAGCCUAUGAGAACGCAGCAAUUUAUAAAGAGAAGAGCAAAGUCUUUCACGACCAACAAGUCUCAAGGAGGUCAUUUGUAGUAGGUUUCAAGACAGGGAAAAAGUUCGUUGUAAACGGUCACCGUCUAAAACCUUACUAUGAAGGGUUUAAUAGUGAGCAUGUGGAGAACAUAUCUCUUGAUGAUCCGAGUUGUGAAUUCUAUUCUUCUAUUAUAAGUGUUUUUGUGGUGCUUAACAGAAGACUGGGGUUUCCAAGUCGUGCCCACGCCAUACAAGGGUACGCUUGGAGCACUGUGCAAAGUGGGGACUAUCGGUUCCAAGGCAUGCCCACGCCUUGA
Messenger RNA from Coffea eugenioides, 609 nucleotides. RefSeq lists its product as uncharacterized. Gene Ontology annotation, molecular function: nucleic acid binding. NCBI's taxonomy places the organism in Eukaryota, Viridiplantae, Streptophyta, Magnoliopsida, Gentianales, Rubiaceae. The transcript is spliced from 3 exons. The record is from RefSeq and is a predicted model, not a curated record. Bases 1 to 609 code for a protein of 202 amino acids.